Molecule: messenger RNA, 723 nt
Organism: Adineta ricciae
Lineage: Eukaryota; Metazoa; Rotifera; Eurotatoria; Adinetida; Adinetidae
Source: the annotation of a GenBank genome assembly
AUGGAGCAAUUCGAUUUUACCAAACCAACACCAUUUUAUGAUGUUAUCCUCAAUAUCGAAGAGAAAAAAUUAUAUUGUAAUCGGGCAUUGUUGGCUAUCUGGUCACCGGUAUUUGAAACCAUGUUCAAAUCAAAUUUUCGUGAACGUGAUUCCAUGGAGAUUACUUUACCUGGUAAAUCAUUUGAUGAUAUCAAAGAAUUACUCGCAGUUAUUUAUCCACCAAAUCGACCUAUUGUUGCAACAAAUGUUCAACGUUUACUCGAAUUAGCUGAUGAAUAUCAAAUGAAUGAAUUGACUAAACGUUGUCAAGCUUACUUAAUGCAACAACGUGGUACGAUCGACUCCUUAUUGUUGGCGCAGAAGUACAACUUCGACGAUGUGAUUCGUCGUUGUGCUGAUCACUUGAAACACAAUCUGAAUCUAAAUCUUUUACCAAACUGUGGUAACAGUGAUCCACGAUUGAAUGAAUUAUCCUUGAAAACAAUCAACUUGCUCUUAGUAUCACGUGUCAAACAUCUAGAAACUGUUUUAGAUUCCUACAAACGUAAAGUAACAUGUGCCAAUGAGAAAUUUCGUAAUAUCAAAGAAUUGCCGGGUUACAAUGAUGAAUUCGAUCAUUGUUCACGACAUGAAAGUCAUUGUGUAGAUUGUUAUGAUUGUAUGAGAAUGGUACGAGCUAUAAUUAAGAAGCUGAGUGAAGAAGGUUUUGAAGAAACUGAUUAA